This is a messenger RNA of Nezara viridula (southern green stink bug), 1903 nucleotides long. NCBI's taxonomy places the organism in Eukaryota, Metazoa, Arthropoda, Insecta, Hemiptera, Pentatomidae. The record is from the annotation of a GenBank genome assembly.
AGUUUGAUUUAGACGAAUUCUUGAAAGUUUAGUGUUGGACGUAUGGCAGCACCUAUAUUUGAUUGCUACGAGAGAGAGCCUUUGUUGUGUCUCAGUCUUUGGUUACAUUCGUGUGUUGCAUGUUUGUAUCUGAGUCCAGUUUAAAUGACAAGAAAACCAAGUAUUUACAUGACGUUCAAGUUUGGAAAGCGGUAAACAGUUAUGAACGGGCUAACUUUGAGUGAAUUUUGUUGUAUAUUUUGUUGCCCACCUUGUCCGUCUAGAAUUGCAGCUAAGUUAGCUUUUCUACCUCCUGAACCAACUUAUAGUUUUUCGGACGAAUCUUCAAAUAAGUGUCAAAUUACAUUAUCAGAAAAAGCAGAAUGGCAAUAUUCUGAAAGAGAUAAAGAAAACAUUGAAGGUUUUUUCGCAAGGACAUCAAGAGGAAAUAAAAUUGCAUGUCUGUUUGUAAGGUGUAGUCCUAAUGCAAGGUAUACAAUUCUAUUUUCACAUGGAAAUGCUGUAGACCUUGGACAGAUGAGUAGUUUUUAUUUAGGAUUAGGCACACGUAUCAAUUGUAAUAUAUUCAGUUAUGACUACUCAGGAUAUGGUGUGAGUACUGGAAAACCCUCUGAGAAGAAUUUAUAUGCAGACAUUGAUAGUGCGUGGCAUUCAUUAAGGACAAGAUAUGGAAUCAGUCCCGAAAAUAUCAUUCUUUAUGGACAAAGUAUUGGUACAGUGCCCACUGUGGACCUUGCUUCGCGUUAUGAAGUUGGUGCCGUUGUUUUGCACUCCCCACUUACCUCAGGGAUGAGAGUUGCAUUUCCUAAUACUAAACGCACCUGGUUUUUUGAUGCUUUUCCCAGCAUAGAUAAGGUGCCAAAAGUUACCUCGCCUGUUCUUGUCAUCCAUGGAACAGAAGACGAGGUUAUUGAUUUUUCACACGGAGUUGCUAUUUAUGAAAGAUGCCCAAGACCAGUAGAUCCAUUGUGGGUUGAGGGAGCUGGUCAUAAUGAUGUAGAGUUGUAUGGUCAGUAUUUGGAACGACUAAAACGGUUUGUUACUGUUGAGCUAGUCAACUGACAGUUACUCUGGGGCGAUGACCUCAACCCAUCAACUCUAAGCUCUGCAACCAAUAGCUCAGUAACAGAAAAACUCCUUUAACGUAAAAUCCAGCCUGGAUUUAAUUUCUGAAGUAAUAAAUUCAUUUGGAAUGGUUAGGAAAAAAAUUUCGAGAAGCUAUACUAUAUUUUUAUAAAUAUAAAUUAUAGAAGUUAUAAAUAAACUUUGGCUUAUUUUUAGUUUGUACAAUAGUAGUUAUUAAAUAAUAGCCAUUAUAGGCAGGGAAUUAUGCUCUUGUGUAUAUUUACCUAUUUGUGUAAAUUCUGAAUUUAUACUUAUUAAAAACUUUUUAUAUAAAUUGAUAAUUUGUUUUAUAAUAUUUGUAAGGCUGAAAAAUAAAAUAUUUUAGGUGAUAAUUAUUCAUUGAUAUAUUAAGUAUUUAUUCCAAUUUAUUGUUGUGCUAAAUUGGCUAUUUCUAUUUUGUUAUUUAAAUGUCUUAUCUUUUGUAAUUAUUAGAUUUUAUUAUUUUUUAACGUUAUUUAUUUCUUUGAAUAUUUUGUAAAAUUGGAAAAAAUUCUCUCAACUUCUACCAUAUUAAAGUAACCAAAAUUUUUAAAUGUUCAUAUCCUAUCCCUCAGGAUUUAUUAAUAACUUUUAUAUAUUUUUUUCAUUCCUUCCUUUUUGAACUGAUUUAUUAGAAUGAGCUCUCUGAUUGUAAUUUCUUGUACUUGCUUGAUUGUAAAUUAAUUAUCUGUUAUUUAUAUUGUUUAAAAAAUUUGAAUAUUUUGAAAGGGCUCAAUAAUAAUAUAAUCAUCUUAACAAUUACAUUUAUUAAAAAUUUGAAUAAAAAAAUUAAAUAUAA